CUUCAUACUGGUGCAAGCUCGCGAUUCUGCCUACUACUGGAAGGCUGCCACUUACCCACGGUCACGCCCAAAGCAUGUAGACCGUAAAGCCAGCCUUCUUCACUUUUAAAGUACACAGCAAUAGGAACACUCUCCUCCAUCUCAUCCGAAAUCUCUACUUUGCAUGUAGCGUCAUUCGCUGCCCCGCACUCUACUCGCUUCUCCGUUGCGCUCAACCGAUUUCAGCAUGGCAGACCAAUCCGUGAUACGAAUACACCGCGAGCUCCGCGAGUUCGAGCGUACCGGUGACCUUUCUAUUGCCGCUGCUUUCAAGGACGAGGAUAUCCGCAAAGUACGAGCCCUCAUCGUCGGACCGCCCGAAACACCGUACGAAUUUGGCUUCUUCGAGUUCAAUGUCAAGUUUGGCAAGGAAUACCCCACGAAGGCACCGUCCGUCACGGCCAUAACUACGAAUCUGGGCAGUACCCGCUUUAACCCCAACAUAUACGCAUGCGGUAAAGUGUGCUUGUCCAUCCUGGGUACAUGGCGGGGAGAACGAGGGGAAGAGUGGUCGUCUGCACAAGGCCUGGAGUCGAUCCUGAUAUCCAUCCAGAGCCUCAUGUCUAGCAAUCCGUACGAGAAUGAGCCGGGAUUUGAACAGAUCAAGUCAGACGAGGACAAGGAAAACGCUCUCUCGUACAUCGACAAGAUACGGCACGAAUCGCUUCGGAUAUCGGUCAUCGAACGGAUGGAGAACUACAUGGGCAUCAAUCGUAAAGAGGCGAGACUAGUCUCGUCACCGAACACGUCUAGCAACGCGAGCUCAUCUGAAGAGUGGGAUGCCCUCUGCGGCGCGGAUGCUCCGUGGGAACCCCACAGGGACAAGUGCAAGCUGCGCUUCUUGUGGUACUACGAUUCGUACCACUUGACAAUGAACGAGGAGGCGAAAAAGCAUAAAGACGGUGAAAAAUUUGAGAAGAUGCCUUUCGAAGCACCAGGAAACACCAUGGACGGGCAGUUUCAGUACACAGAUCUAAAAAAACGACUGACAGCGAUCAAGGAGGCCAUGGAUGCGGAGAUCGAACAGUGGGCGCGCGAUGGUUUGAAUGCUGUGGCUCGGGAUUUGAGCAUCGCAAACAAUCUCAAGCGGCAACACGAACAAACCGUGGCCUUGUUCAAGACGAACGAUGUACCAGUAGACGUGGAGCUGAUGGACGACAAUCCUUUCGUUUGGAUGUUGACGCUGGUUGGACGCCCAAACACACCUCUUGACGGCGGCAUUUUCAAGAUAAAAAUGUGCAUCAGCCCGCAGUUCCCAGCAGAGCUUCCACGCGUCCGGGUUGAGACGCCGAUUUUCCACCAUAGGGUCUCGUCGAACGGACUUUUAUGCUACCUCAUCAAGAACUCGGACUAUUCCAAUCUCACAGCGCAUGUCCAAGCCAUCAUAUCAGCUUUAGAGGAUGAUAAUCCAGCCUACGACCCCAGAACACGGGUCAACCCGGAGGCGACACGCUUGAUGUGGGGAUCAGCCGACGAUAAGAAGAUCUACAACAGGCGAUUGAGACGGACUGUGCAAGACAGCUGGGAAUACUGUUGAGACUUUGCUCUCCUGAUCCCCAGUUGGGCUACUUGUUUCUUGACUCUCAUUGCUAAAGAACUUUGAUCGCUACAAGGUGAACUGAUCACGGAUUGCAGACGAAGCCUCCAGCGUAGAUCUCUAUAUUUUCGACAAGGCCAUAGAGAAAUUCAAGAAUUGGCUGGGCAAGGUGUUUGGCUCCAAGGAUUUCAAAGAUACGCGUCCUGAAUUCAGAAACCAACCUGAAUAACCAGACAAGGGCCUGCGCUGACAACUCAUCUGCAAAUGACAGUUCGAUGAUGACUUUCUCAAAACCAUUUCGAUACCCUACGCCAAUGCAGAUGUUUUUCUGCCUUGAUUGUUCUACUUCCCAGUGUUCUUCUGCUUCUUCUUUUCAGACUGCAUGGCGAAUGUUCUCGGUUCUUUUAUGACUUCUCUCGGGCAUUUUCAUUGGCGCAUACAAACUCACGCACGUUGACAUCCCCAGCAGGCGGGGAGAACCGCAGAUUGCUUCUUUCUACGGCGAAUUAGUUAAGACAUGGGCAUCAGCUUCAAGGCUUAGUACGACGAUUAUGACGAACGGUUCAGCAAAUCUCACAAGGCACGGCGCUUGAUUGGAAGCCGUUUGUUUUCAUUUUUAUUGUGUUUCUUAAUUCGAAAAUCAUGGGAGGUUAGUGGACAUGGCGUCUUUGAGGGCGCAUUGCAAAGUCCACAUUGCAUACGUAGUCUGGAGAUCAUCGAACGACAUACAUUAUCUACCAGUAUUUCUGUCAUGAAUUUCUCUCGUGACCAUCUUAAUUAGUUAUUUCGGCAUUAC
Molecule: messenger RNA, 2372 nt
Organism: Verruconis gallopava
Lineage: Eukaryota; Fungi; Ascomycota; Dothideomycetes; Venturiales; Sympoventuriaceae
Exons: 2
Coding region: 227-1576 (449 amino acids)
Source: RefSeq, a predicted model, not a curated record